Molecule: messenger RNA, 900 nt
Organism: Nerophis lumbriciformis (worm pipefish)
Lineage: Eukaryota; Metazoa; Chordata; Actinopteri; Syngnathiformes; Syngnathidae
Source: RefSeq, a predicted model, not a curated record
CGAUUCCCCCUUCAGAUUUUUGCGCUUUAGGUAUUUUAACCCGGCCAGGAUGAGGAAAGAUCCCUCCAAACCAAGGGGCAAGAUGUCCUCCUACGCCUACUUUGUGCAGACCUGCAGGGAGGAGCACAAGAAGAAGCAUCCCGACGCUUCGGUCAACUUUUCCGAGUUCUCCAAGAAGUGCUCUGAGAGAUGGAAGACCAUGUCCGCCAAGGAGAAGGGCAAGUUCGAGGACUUGGCCAAGCUGGACAAGGUGCGUUACGAGCGCGAGAUGGUCAACUACGCCCCCGCCGGCAGAGGCGGCAAGCAGAAGAAGUUCAAGGACCCCAACGCCCCCAAGAGGCCCCCCUCGGCCUUCUUCGUCUUCUGCGCCGAGUUCCGCCCCAAGGUGAAGAGCGAGAGUCCGGGCCUGACCAUCGGGGACGUGGCCAAGAAGCUCGGCGAGAUGUGGAACGGCACCGCCUCCGAGGACAAGCAGCCCUACGAGAAGAAGGCGGCCAAGCUGAAGGAGAAGUACAAGAAGGACGUGGCGGCGUAUCGCUCCAAGGGCAAGGCGGGCAGCGCUCCGGCCAAAGCGCCGGCCAAGGCGGAGAAGAAGGACGACGACGACGACGAUGACGACGACGAGGAGGAGGACGAAGACGAGGACGAGGACGAUGACGACGACGAGUAGCGAGGCCUCACGUCCUCGUGCACACGCCUCACCUCCUGAAGGAAGGAAGAAAGUGUCAGAGGGGUGAAGAAGGAAGGCUGUGGUGGAUAUCACUUGUUUUUAUGCUGUACAGUUUGUUUGUAAAGUUAACACCACCCUUCAUGUCCUCCACCUACCCUGCCCUAGGGCUUCAUGUCCUCCACCUACCCUGCCCUAACCCUUCAUGCCCUCCACCUACCCUGCCCUAACCC